GGUCCUCUUCGCGCGAGCCGCACCGCUCGUGCACCUUUGGAAUCACUUAGAACCGCGUCGCUUGGAUUAAAAAGAGUCUCGCAAAACCCAUCCAUUAUGACCGAAGGCAGUUGGAGACAGAGGGCAGGAACGACAUAGACGCAUUUGGUUCAGGACAAAAGGGGUUCUUGCUCUCAAUUACAAUGCAUCUCACAGCAGUGGUCUUAAUUCUGGUCGUGACAGGCAUCGCCAAAGGUUGGGAAUGCAACGCUGGGUGCAACACAGAAAAUGGGUUUUGUGAGAAGCUCGGAAAGUGCAGGUGCAAACCGGGGUGGCAAGGAGAUAAUUGUAACCAGUGCGUGCCCUUCCCCGGCUGUCUUCACGGCACUUGUGAGAAGGCAUGGCAGUGUGUCUGCGGGGAUGGCUGGGUGGGCAGCCUGUGUGACCAAGAUAUUCGCCUAUGCUCAUCCAGGCCUUGUGCUGGUAAUGCCACCUGCAUAGAGACAGGAGAGGGGGGAUACCUGUGCAUCUGUCCCCCCGGCUACACCGGUAAAAACUGCCACGUGAAGGGAGGACUGUGUCUCACAAACAGCUCUCCUUGUCAGAACGGAGGCACAUGUAGGGAUGCCGAUGGCUCAGCUGGUUCCUCUUCCUGUUUAUGUCCCCCUGGAUUUUCCGGAGACUUCUGUGAAAUCAGCGUUGACAGCUGCCAACCUAACCCUUGUCUGCACGGUGGAAACUGCACAGACCACAGCCUGGCCUUCACAUGCAUCUGUCCGCUUGGCUUCACUGGUUUCACAUGUAAUGACACCAACAGUCUCUCGCCCUGCGCUGGCAGACCCUGUGCCAACAGGGGCACGUGUGUUGGACAACCUGAUGGAUACUUCCGAUGCAUUUGCCAGAAAUGGUUUACAGGUCCCACAUGCUCCCUGCAGCACAGACCCAAGGCCAGGUCCAAGCCGGUUGGUGCCAGGCCUGUUGAUCACAGAGUGUUUGCGCUGACUCCACAGCACUACUCCCUUCCGGCUCACACCUUCCACAAGCUUCUCCGACCGCCCGAGAGAGACCUGCUCAAGAUCACCCUUAAGGAGACAGUCCACUCCCCCGGCCUGCUUGUCACCCACGGUCAGCUCGUCUGCUUCGGCAUGCUCGCCCUGCUCACGUGCCUGGUCAUCCUAGGCACCACAGGCAUUGUGUUUUUUGGCCGCUGUGAGGCCUGGCUGGCCAAUGCCAAGUACAGCCAGCUUGUUCGGCAGCAAAGGGAACACCUGCUGAGAGAAGCAGGCGGUGCGAGCCAGGAGGAGCCGGAGCACUCAGUGAACAUCAUUCUGCCGGAGAAGAUUAGACUCACCAGCUUUGGGAGACACUACACCUCCAUCUGAUCAAAUCAAGUGUGCCUCUUCCUGUCUCCCUCUGGAAGGAGUUCAAUAUAGAUGUCUGAAAAAGGCACGGAAGAAAUACUAUGACUGUUGUACAGUUGUGUUUUUAAAGAGAGAUAUACUGGACUACACCAGAAUAUUUGAAUGUAUAGUCUGCUGGACGAAGUGGAUAGCCACUACAAUGGAUUGUAAAAUGUGUUUUUAUCGUACUGUUGAAAACUACAGAUUAGAAAUGUAUGACAUUUUAAAGGAUGUUCUUUGUUGAUAGCUGGUCGUUGUGCUGUGUUUCUUAAGAUUUUGACUUCACAAUAAUGGUUCAGCUUCUUUGUACCACCUUGAUUUGGAAAACCAUUAUGGGGUUAAUAUUACAAAAUGAGACUUUGAUUUGACGUUAACAGAGCACAAAGACCUCUUUUCUUUCAGUAUUUUCAAUCUGACCAAGUAAUCAUUGAUAUUUAAUUUGGUAACAAUUUGUAUAAAAAUGCUCACUCAUUUUACAACCCUGAAUCAACCUCACCCUGACAGAAAAAUAUUCAGCAGAUAUUUUGAUAAUGUAAUUAUCUUUUUAGUCAACUUUAGGUCUUAGUACAGUUUCUUAAAAGUGUACAUUAUUGGAUUGUAAAUUGAAUAUAAAAAUACAAGCUAUCGAUAUAGAUUACAUUAGGCCGUACAAUAUUUUUAUUUUUCACGGUUUUCUGACAAGUAAAUUAUCAGCCCUUAAUAUCGCCAUGCAAAUUCAUGUAAAUUUCUUGUAAUGAAUGCAAAAUAUUUGUGUUUGAUUUGAAAAGUAUUAGCAUUUAAAUUGUGUAUUUAUACAAUACCGCAGGCUACCCAAAGAGCUUUACUUUAAAAUCCUGCCAGCGGUAACUCUGCAGAGCUAGAUCAUUUUCCUGUGAAGGGUAAAAAUUGUACAGUAUGUUCCUCAAGUAAUUUCACUUCCCAAAUACCUUCCAAGUCUCUCUCCCUGCAGGUUGAUUACUUUAGAUGUUGGUGUCAAAGGUAUAUAGUAGAUGUAAUUUCACAGUUCCUGGAGAUCUGCCACUUUCUUUUUCCAUCAUCUAUUUGUAUCCAUGCCAUGAAUAUCCUUACACCUUCACCUAUCGAUUACACUCAAACUCAUUUGCAGUUUCUCAGAGGUUUUUUCUUCUUACCACCAUUGUGGGAAUUUCACAUCCCAUUCACCAUGCAUCUCUAAGCCAAGAUAAUCAAUACUGUAACAUAUGUUAAAUGUUAUUGGUUUGUCUCAUCAUGCAUGAGAUGGACACCCGCUCUUGAGGGCGAAGUGAUUUCAUGAAUUAUUAACUGCUCUAAAUGGGAGAUAUUCUCUCAUUAAUCUGGCAAUGAGAAAUACAAUUCAGCUUGUUAGGAAACAUUAGGAUGUUGUUGACGUGGUAGGAUUUUUCUAUCACAAUUCUCCAAAAAAGUGAUUAUCUAAUCUUAUAAUAGAGGUACAUUUCAAGUUGUGUAUUACGUUGUGCAGUAGAGCAAUUUGAAUCAUUUUAGAUGGCAUUUCUAUAAGGGCGCAGUGACUGUAACUGUGCAUAUUUAUCAGUAUGUGUUCAAGUCUGGGAUUAUUUGCUGUUGUG
This is a messenger RNA of Eleginops maclovinus (Patagonian blennie), 2944 nucleotides long. RefSeq names its product protein delta homolog 1. Bases 183 to 1361 code for a protein of 392 amino acids. Gene Ontology annotation, molecular function: calcium ion binding. Gene Ontology annotation, biological process: establishment or maintenance of epithelial cell apical/basal polarity; heterophilic cell-cell adhesion. Gene Ontology annotation, cellular component: protein-containing complex; plasma membrane. The transcript is spliced from 7 exons. Lineage: Eukaryota; Metazoa; Chordata; Actinopteri; Perciformes; Eleginopidae. The record is from RefSeq and is a predicted model, not a curated record.